This is a messenger RNA of Tribolium castaneum (red flour beetle), 690 nucleotides long. RefSeq lists its product as uncharacterized. Gene Ontology annotation, cellular component: plasma membrane. The transcript has a single exon. Bases 13 to 639 code for a protein of 208 amino acids. Gene Ontology annotation, biological process: sensory perception of smell; detection of chemical stimulus involved in sensory perception of smell. The record is from RefSeq and is a predicted model, not a curated record. NCBI's taxonomy places the organism in Eukaryota, Metazoa, Arthropoda, Insecta, Coleoptera, Tenebrionidae. Gene Ontology annotation, molecular function: olfactory receptor activity; odorant binding.
GUAUACUUAAAAAUGAUUUUUUUUGCUUGGAAGUCAGUGAUUAAAACUAAUCUUGUGAUUUUAAAAUUCAUGGGUUUAUGGCCUCGAGAAACAAAAUACAGACGUAAUUUUUAUUCUUUGUAUGCAAUACUUUUAACUGUGAUGGUAGCAAGUGACAAUUUAUUCCAAACCAUAAAUUUGUUUCUAAUUCACACGAAUUUUUCGUCGUUAAUGGGGACAGUUUUUGUCCUUUGUACCAAUUGGUGUGCUUCAAUCAAAUCGUUUUGUUUCAUUUACAAAGUGAAUCUAAUCAAAAUAUUGUUACAAGAUUUGGAUUGUGAAGAGUUUCAACCAAAAAAUGACACUCAAAUGAAUUUAUCACGCAGUAUUUUACAUCUCUGGAAGAUCGUAUUUUACGCAAUGACAAGUGGUGUAACUGCAACAGUGCUUGCUUUAGCGGUUACGCCUUUACUCACUGGUGAUCUAGCUCAAUAUGAACUUCCAUUUUGGGCUUGGUAUCCGUACAAAACACGAACAUCGCCACUUUUUGAAAUCAUGUAUUUGUACCAAGUUAUUUGUGUGUUCUGUAUUGCAAUUAUCAGCAUAAACAUAGAUCUUUUGAAUAUGGCAUUCAGUGCGAUCUUUUAUGUUACGACUUAAAAAAACUCAACAACUCCAAAAAGGAUUUCAAUAUAAACUUGAUAAAAUGCA